CUUAUAAUGCAGAAAACCAGGACAGUUGCAAAGCAUGAUGUAAAGGAACUGCUCAGUGCAUUAAAUUCCAGUUUGCAAACAGUAACGGCUCGAGAAUCAUAG
Molecule: messenger RNA, 102 nt
Organism: Brugia malayi
Lineage: Eukaryota; Metazoa; Nematoda; Chromadorea; Rhabditida; Onchocercidae
Exons: 2
Source: RefSeq, a predicted model, not a curated record